Molecule: messenger RNA, 2465 nt
Organism: Myxocyprinus asiaticus (Chinese sucker)
Lineage: Eukaryota; Metazoa; Chordata; Actinopteri; Cypriniformes; Catostomidae
Product: ribose-phosphate pyrophosphokinase 1-like
Exons: 7
Coding region: 199-1155 (318 amino acids)
Biological process (GO): purine nucleotide biosynthetic process; ribonucleoside monophosphate biosynthetic process; 5-phosphoribose 1-diphosphate biosynthetic process
Cellular component (GO): ribose phosphate diphosphokinase complex; cytoplasm
Molecular function (GO): magnesium ion binding; ribose phosphate diphosphokinase activity; ATP binding
Source: RefSeq, a predicted model, not a curated record
UGUGUGAGGUCACGCACGAAACGCGGGAAGGUAUUGGAGACCCACACUUACUUGGCAAUAUCGACAUAUAUAGGAUAACAAAUAUUUGACGGAGCCACAAAUCUUAUUUUUUAUUUAUUAUAUAGUUUGCGAACAAGCGUCCUGUUUUCGUGCACCUUCGGUGUUGCGUUCACACGAAGCGUUUGGAAGUGAAAAAACAUGCCUAAUAUCAAGAUUUUCAGCGGUAGCUCCCACCAGGAUCUGUCUCAAAAGAUAGCAGACCGUCUCGGAUUGGAACUUGGGAAAGUGGUGACCAAAAAGUUUAGUAACCAAGAGACGAGUGUGGAGAUUGGGGAGAGUGUGCGUGGGGAGGAUGUGUACAUAGUCCAGAGCGGCUGUGGCGAAAUAAAUGAUAAUCUUAUGGAACUCCUGAUUAUGAUAAAUGCUUGCAAGAUUGCAUCUGCCUCCCGGGUCACAGCCGUCAUCCCCUGCUUCCCUUAUGCCCGACAAGACAAGAAGGAUAAGAGUCGAGCACCCAUUUCUGCCAAGCUGGUGGCGAAUAUGCUGUCUGUCUCUGGUGCUGACCAUAUCAUAACCAUGGAUCUACAUGCAUCCCAGAUACAGGGUUUUUUUGACAUUCCUGUGGACAAUUUAUAUGCAGAGCCUGCUGUGUUGCAGUGGAUAAAGGAGAAUAUUCCAGAAUGGAAGAACUGCACCAUAGUCUCGCCUGAUGCUGGAGGAGCCAAAAGGGUGACCUCCAUUGCAGACAGACUAAAUGUUGACUUUGCCCUUAUUCACAAAGAGAGGAAGAAAGCUAAUGAGGUGGACCGCAUGGUUCUGGUUGGAGAUGUGAAAGAACGGGUGGCUAUAUUGGUUGAUGACAUGGCAGACACCUGCGGUACCGUCUGCCAUGCAGUUGAUAAGUUAAUAUCAGCUGGUGCAACGAAAGUUUAUGCCAUCCUCACUCAUGGCAUCUUCUCUGGACCGGCCAUUUCACGCAUCAACAACGCUUGUUUUGAGGCUGUAGUCGUGACCAACACCAUUCCUCAGGAGGAGAAGAUAAAACACUGUCCAAAAAUUCAGGUUAUUGACAUUUCGAUGAUCCUCGCGGAAGCUAUUCGCAGGACCCACAAUGGCGAGUCCGUGUCUUAUCUCUUCAGUCAUGUUCCUUUGUAACAUCUCCAGCACCUGUCCUUUCACAGCGACCAAAGAGGGAGCCCAUCCUCACCUGCGUUCACCUCACCCAAAGAUCAUCAGCCCUGACUGAAUGUCUUUCCAUAGUUGGGGAUUUUAGCAAGUCUGUUUUUCUUCAAAUUGUUGUUACAAUCUGUGACUGAAAGAGUUAGAGGUUAAAUUAAUCAGGGCAAGGAUAUGUCACAUCCUAAUUUGUUUAUUUGCCUUCAUCAUUAAAAACAAAUAAGUGGUCUACAGAUGACAUGGACAAGAAUUAUUUAUUUCUAACAUUUUGUUCACUAGAUACAAAGGAUUUAAGUUUGGACUCUCUGAAGACUGGAGUUUAAGAGUCUUAAAGAAUCAACUGUUGCAUUUUCUCAUUUUCAUUUUUAAAGAUGUUUUUAAGAAUUCGUUCUAUGAAUAAAAAUAACUUUUGUGGUUACAUUGUUACAUCCUGAAAGUGUGUGCACUCUGAUUUCUAUUUUAUGUAUGUGUUGAUUUCUUUGAAGUCUUUUAGAAUGCUAAAUGUGUUCUUGUAGCAAGGAGGCAUUGUUUUAGUUCAGUUUACUUAUUUUGAAAGCAUACUCCUAUUACAAAAUAAUUUAUUUAAAAUUAUGUGCAACAUUUGAAUUGUUGUGUAUUAAGUUUAUAUUGUGAAACAGAAUUAUUUUAAUACAGAUUACAUGAAGCAGUAGCGGAUUUAGGAAUGGGCGACAUGCAUCUUGCGGGGGGGCGGCACGACCCACCCACACAGUCUCUCUCAAAUCCUCUAUCUAUAUCUAUCUAUCAGUCAGUGUGUCUGUCUGUCUAUCUGUCUAUCUAUCAGUCUAUCAGUCAGUGUGUCUAUCUGUCUAUCUAUUUCUCAAAUCCUCAAUCAAUCAGUCAGUGUGUCUAUCUAUCUGUUUGUCUAUUUCUCUCAAAUCCUCUAUCAGUCUGUCUGUCUAUCAGUCUGUCUAUCUCUCUCAAAUCCUCUAUCUGUCUAUCUAUGUCUAUUUCUCUCUCAAAUCAUCUAUCAAUCAAUCAGUCAGUGUGUCUAUCUAUCUGUCUGUCUAUCUAUCUGUCUAUCUCUCUCAAAUCCUCUAUCUCUCUGUCAGUCAAUCAGUCUGUCUAUCUAUCUAUCUGUCUGUCAAUCAUUCUGUCUAUCACUGUCUGUCUGUCUAUCUAUCUAUCUAUGUUAAAAACUGUGCUUAUUUUGUGUAAAAGUUACUUUGAAUUGUUUGAUAAUGAUGGCUAUAUUACAUAAUGGUCUUUUUGUUGAAAACAAAGUGUGUUAUUUACUUUUUUACUUAAGUUAUCAUCCCUAAAUCCUAAAU